AUGUAUGAAAGUGAAAAGAAAUCUGCUGAUGUUGUCUCGGGAAAUAAUUUAAGUGAACAUGACAUUGUUGUUUCAGAUGAAAAACAAUACGUUAGUGACAUUUGCCAGGCAGCAUUUACACUAGAAUCGAGCAUGAUAACUCAACGAGACACAAGUCCCAACGAUAAAAAAAAUUACUCUUACGCGUGCAACAAUUGUGAGAAGAAAUUUGGACAAAUAUCACAUUUGCUCACUCACCGCAAGGUAGUCCACGAAGAUCGUAAAGAUUUUCAAUGCGACAAGUGCGAGAAGAGAUUUGGACGUAAAGAGCAUUUACUUGUCCACCAAAAAACAGUCCACGAAAGUCGUAAAGAUUACGCGUGCGACAAUUGUGAGAAGAAAUUUGGACAAAAACCCAAUUUGCUCAAGCACCAAAUAGCAGUCCACGAAGGUCGAAAAGAUUACCGAUGCGACAAGUGCGAGAAGAAAUUUGGAGCAAAAAGGGAUAUGCUCAUCCACCAACAGACAAUACACGAAGGUCGUAAAGAUUCCACAUGCAACACGUGUGAAAAGAAAUUUGCAUGUAAAUCAGACUUGUCAAGACACCAAAAAACAGCAGUCCACGAAGAUCGUAAAGAUUUUCAAUGCGAGAAAUGCGAGAAAAAAUUUGGACAGAAAGAGACUUUGUACACUGAAGUUGUGGUGAUUUCAGAUUUUGCGUACUACUUAAACAAGGAAACCGCCCCACCUGCGCCUCAUGGAUUUGCUCCAAACUUUUUGAGGGUACUUUGUACACCUAGAUAUAACAUGGUUUGGUUCGAUCUUGCAUUGGCCUUUGAAAGAAGUACAACCCACAUGCAAUAUUUAGAUAUUAUGUGUGUUCUGACUGCAACAUGA
Trichogramma pretiosum is the source of this 876-nucleotide messenger RNA. RefSeq names its product zinc finger protein 271-like. The record is from RefSeq and is a predicted model, not a curated record. NCBI's taxonomy places the organism in Eukaryota, Metazoa, Arthropoda, Insecta, Hymenoptera, Trichogrammatidae. The coding region runs from base 1 to 876 and encodes 291 amino acids. The transcript has 4 exons.